AUGGAGGGCAGCAAAGAUGCCUUGAAUGGAAUUACCUUUGAUGGGAAACCUUCUGGGUACCGUGACUUUCGUCGAAAGACACUUCUGGCGAUUGCUGGGUUAGAGGAUAAGCACUCACACCUUGCAGGUCCUCGACUCCUCUCGCGACUGAGCGGUGAAGCAUGGCGUGCUACUGAGCACCUCAAUAUCUCUCAGUUACGAUCGCCUGAAGGUUUCAUGAUAGUGAUUCGAGCCUUGGACGAGCACUACAAGUACCUUCCUGAGACGGAGUUGCAUGAAAGCAUAGAUGAGUUUCUGUUUGCCUUGAAACGAAGACAAGGCGAAGGAGCAACUGCCUUCGCAAGUAGGUUCAGGACUCAACUUGCCAGAGUAGAGACUUUGAUCAGUCAGGAACGUGAGAUGACCAAGUCCAAGCGCCGUCGAACCACUGACAAAGCACCGGACAUCCCACCUGUGGAUGAAGCCUUCGAUAGUGAAAUGGAGCAUACUGCAUCCGAAGGUACUGGACCAGAGCAUGAUGCUGCGUCCCACCGAUCAGCAGCGGCAUCAGCCGUGCCUAGCGUGCCAGCAGCCGAGCCUAGAGCAUCCGAGCCGUCACAGCCAGCCGAUGCACCACGUGCCACCGAGACUGGAACAGCCGAGCAUGCACAGCCUGAAGGUCGUCGGACCACUUCCGAGUCUGCUGCAAGCACAGAUCUGGAAGAGAAGCCCAAGCAUGAUGAUCGUCGAGCUCAACGUCCCGGCCGCCGAGAAGCUUAUGCAGUCCAAGAACAAGUUCAUGCAGUUGAGAGUGAUUCAUCCAGCCUGGGUGUUGCUUGUGAGUCCGAUGAUUCUCAAAGCGAUGAUGUCAUGGACGUUGACCAGCUGGAUUCAAGUGAGGAAGAAUUCAGAAAUGAACUUGAAGAAGUGUAUGAACUGCAGAGAAAAUCCAAAGAGAAGUUCCGUAAGUCAUUCAAGACUUACAAAGAAACCAAGAAACGAGUCAAGGAGUUGAAAAGAAACCGGCAACCAUACUAUCCUGUGGUAGCACUCAACCAACCUCAGGAUGCCAGCCAGUCUUCUCAGCCUUCACAGACUCAGGUGCCCCUGCAGAAAAGCACUUUCAAGUAUGACAAAAAGCCAUCGAGUAGCAAGCCUUUUUCCAAGAGUAGGCAGAAAGAAGCAGGUCGUCAGUCCAAGAAGGAAGAGGCCAACAUGACCGAGUCCAUUCUGGUUAGUUCGUUUGCAUACAUGGUUGAAGCUUCCAGCAGUUUUGCAACCUCUGCCAGUACAUGGACUUCCGAGGAAGUUCUGUUAGCCAGCAUUCCUGAAGGACACGCAAUCCUUGAUACAGGUUGUACAACAUCAGUGAUUGGUAGCGAGACUGCCGAAAAGUUCAAGGACUUCCUGAAGAAACGUAGCCUGCCGCAGCCGACAGCCUGCGAACUGCCUCCUGUGGAGUUGAAAGGAUUUCAGGGUGGAAAAGUUGAGACUACAACUGGUUUACGUUGGCAUGUCAAGCUUGGUAAGUUGUGGGGAUCUGUCACUACAUACCUUGUGCCUGGACAGACGCCAUUCCUGCUGUCCCGUAGAGUUCUGGAAGGAAUGAAAGCCUGUAUUGACUUGGGCAACAAGUCGAUCACCAGUGAACCACAUGGCAUGUUCAACACGCCUCUGAGGCAGGCAGCCAAUGGUCAUUUCUUGAUGCCCUUGUAUGAAAUUCCUGAAGAUCUCCAUGUUGAAGAAAGCCAGCUUGCCGAAACGAUGAUCCGUGCAGAUGUUUGCCUGCACCAACAUGAGCCCAAUGAUGAUGCUGACCCUGCCGACUCACCGACGCCAUCCGUGCCCAUGGAAAGCCCUGGUUCCACCGAGGAUCCACCAGAAGCCGUGUCCCACAUGUGUCUUUGGACCAUCCGGCUGACUCAGGCUCAGCUGGUCAUGACAAGGGUUCUUGAAGAACCGGAAACCGUGCGUCAGGAGCUAGCAGAAUGGCUAGGACCACAAAGCAGUGCCUUGGAUCAGCCCAUCCAAUUCCUGGAGGUGAAGUCUAUGACAUCCGUGUUGAUCAAUGAAUACGUGUAUGCACUGGAUGAUGAGUUUGAUGCAGAUGGUUUGCCAGUUGAAGCACCAGCCGGUGAUGCCGAAGUUCAACCAGAAGAUCCUGCAGUCCAGUCUCAAAUACUGGCAGAUCCGUCUUUCCAAGCAAAGAUGCAUCUCCGAGAGGAUGCAGCCAGAGCCUUCCAAGAGUCACAUGCCAAAGAUGUGUGGCGUAGAGCCAUCUCCGGUAGUCCUGGAGCUGAAGCCGAGUCAGCCGUGCAUGCACCGUCAGCCGAAGCAGGAGACCCAUCAAGUCGUGAAAUCUACUUCAAGCCUCCUCCAGAAAUUCGGCAGUGGAUGAUGUCCGGCCGUGCCUCAAAGAUGUCCAAAAGCGACACCGUGUCUGAUGGCGCCUUAACGGAGCCAGAGAUGGACCGCGCAGCCGAGCUCCUUCAUAGAGCAGUGGUGCAUGAGCAGGGCAAUCGUUUGGUGAUGAAGAUUUCUCAUCACAUCCAUGGACGUGGAACGGCAGUCAACGCUGCUGGUGUGAUUGAAGAGGUCAAGCAAGCGAUGUCUGAUGCCUCCAAGCGCCGCCCGGACUCAGAAUCUGAAUGGGAUGAGGUGUCAAAUGGCUCGGAGUUUCCGAUCCUCGUGCCGAAGAGCUCUGAGGAGAAGCCCCGUGGGAGCAAGCCUUUGGCUCAGCAUGACUUGCUGCCGAAGGGAUUUGGCAUUCCCUUGCCAUCCGGUGUUGCCUCCGUGGCAGACUGGGGACGCACCAUCAUCAAGAUGAAGAAGUACAAGGAUCUCAACCUUUCCUAUGAGGAAUUGAUCAAGAUGGCUGAGUCAAAUGGUGAGCACCACCGCUACCUGCAGUGGAUCCAGUCCAAUUUCUCUCCGGCCAAUGAGGACAUCCACAAGGUCAAGAUGACCCAAGCCGUGGACCUUGCCCUCUAUUUGAAGAAGAUCGAUUGGCAGAAAGGAGAAAGCAUGGAGUUCCAACGUUGCUUCAAGUAG
Molecule: messenger RNA, 3030 nt
Organism: Cladocopium goreaui
Lineage: Eukaryota; Dinophyceae; Suessiales; Symbiodiniaceae
Source: the annotation of a GenBank genome assembly